UUCACGUCGCUUUUAUUCACAGUUUAAGAAAGAACGUUCAGGGUGUGUUUUGGGUUGUUUUUAUAUUCUUAAUAAUACACAACUCUUUGUGUUUUGUGUUUGACCCGAUUCAUUUUCAAAGUCAUUUGUGUUCAUUCGCGGGAGCGCGCUAUUAUGGAGCUACGCUUUACGAUUGGUCAGCCAUGCACAUCUCAUGUCAAGUGGCGCCAGAUCUCGUGUUAUUGACAUUCGCCUCCCAGUUGUUGAACAGCAAAGCACCACACACGGAAAGUUUUGUUUCCUAACCUUAAACUUCCUUGUAAAGUCGUUCAUAACUGUGAACAAAAAUUCCCGACGCAUAAUGAUCUUAUUGAGAUGUUGGCGACGGAAUUUCAUACUGCUAAUCGUUGUCGUCUGCAAGUGUUGGGAUGGAGUUAUUGCUCGCCAAAAGGCGCGAGGACAUGGGCAGAACGAACCGUCCGCAAAAUCAAUUCCUCGUGUAGCAGCUACAAAUGAAACGAAUGCGGUUCAAAGUUCUGCUGAUGAAACAGGCUUGGAAUUAGAGAAGCCACAUCAAACAGCAGGCAUUCUCAAUCUUGGAUGUCAAGGAAUCCGGAUUCGUAGGUAUGUGUCGAAUGGCCGCUGCACGAGUAGAAGACCAUUCCGCGACCUAAUUUGCGAUGGACAGUGCAUGCCUAUGGAUGAGCUGCCCUGGUUUCCGGAAUAUUCCAAAGUCAUCAGUCGUCGUAAGAGAGAGUGGCGUUGUGUCCCGGACGAAGUUAAAACUAAGAAGGUGACUGUGGUGUGCAUAGACGGGAACAAGUUCAAGUAUCGGGUACGAGUUGUUCGCUCGUGCAAGUGUAAGAGAUACACACACAAACAGAACCAAACGAACCCUUGACGAGUUCUGUUCAAAACAAAACAAAAUCUACAAUGUGGAGCAACUGUCAAAAGACAUUCCCGCACAGACAUUCCUUCACUCUAUUGCUUCGUAAUGUAACAUACAGUUGUACAAAGUGUCAGUGAGUUGUAAAUUGAAUGAACUCUGGUACGUCAACACGACAGCUAAGUGCAAUACUUUCCGUUGCACGCGUUUAUAUUUUGUAUAAAUUUCUUGCCUGUUGUGCACCUUGCGAUUUAUCUACAGCCGGUUACAUCACAAUUUGGUACAACAUUGCCGAGUGCUACAACAGUUUUUGACUGAUAAUUGUGUUAGAAGUGUUAACAGCGGAGCACACGUGUCAACCGCAUGGCGAUUCGCAUCAAACCAUACUACACUGAAAACUUGUAACAUUAACCAACAACAUCGAGUUGCCCGAAGUCUCAUCAAAGAUAUUCGACCAGGGAAUUGCUCAUGUUAUGCAAGUCUACUGUUAGUCAUGUCUUCGCAAAAGGCGGUCCGUUAUUAUCAAACCGCUUGAUCGAAACUUUGUGUUGUGAGCAAUUGAGUCUUCAGAUCAUAAAAAGAAAAUUUAUAUAUUAUAUAUAACAGAAGUAAGAUAGAUUGUUAGCGUUUCGUUAGAAGCAUGGCUCUUGAAUACUAGAAAAUGUAAAUAAGCUAUGUGUUCUUAUAGAAUCUUAAGUAAUUAAACCAAGGAGAGCCAGUGGCGUGUUCACUUCUUAUGGUCAUACUUAGGUUGUUGAGGCGCAUAGACAAGACCAUGUUGUACAUUUGAUCCGAACAUUCUGUAAGACAGUUCCUAGAUCGCAAUAUAUAAAUAAAGUUUAUUAGAGAA
Pocillopora verrucosa is the source of this 1715-nucleotide messenger RNA. Its product is annotated as sclerostin domain-containing protein 1-like. Lineage: Eukaryota; Metazoa; Cnidaria; Anthozoa; Scleractinia; Pocilloporidae. Gene Ontology annotation, biological process: negative regulation of Wnt signaling pathway; negative regulation of BMP signaling pathway. The record is from RefSeq and is a predicted model, not a curated record. Gene Ontology annotation, molecular function: BMP binding.